CGUUGAGUCACCGCACCUCCACAACUGUUUUUUUUUUUUUUCCGACAAACAGGGAAUGGACCGUCUGUUUUAGAAUGAACCAAUCCACGUUUACUCCAGGGAAUAUUUCGGCGUUCGACAUGGAAAACCAACGUGCUCAGUAUGGUCAUUUCUCCUUGUUAACUUCAGUUUUUUUGACCCUGCUUAUGACACUCCUAGUUUUUGCCACCGUGCUCGGCAAUGCACUUGUUAUUUUGGCGUUCGUUGUGGAGAAAAGUUUGCGCACUCAAGGCAACAUCUUCUUUUUAAAUUUAGCCAUAGCUGACUUUCUAGUGGGGGGCUUUUGCAUCCCCAUAUAUAUCCCUUAUGUGCUAACGGGAGAGUGGAGACUUGGAAGAGGUCUUUGCAAGCUGUGGCUCGUCAUUGAUUACCUUCUCUGCACGGCGUCUGUGUUCAACAUUGUGCUCAUCAGCUUCGACAGGUUCCAGUCUGUUACGAGAGCAAUGAGUGACAGGUGCCAGCAAGCUGUUACUCGGGAGGCGUUGCUGAAAAUGGCAUGUGUGUGGCUGGCUGCGUUUCUACUGUAUGGGCCUGCCAUCAUUAGCUGGGAGCAUGUUGCUGGUGGGAGCGUGGUCCCAGACAGAGCGUGCUACGCCGAGUUCUACUACAACUGGUACUUCCUGAUGACGGCCUCCACAGUGGAGUUUUUCACCCCCUUUAUCAGCGUCACCUACUUCAACGUCAGCAUCUAUAUCAACAUUAGGAGGCGCAACCUGAUGAGGGAAGGCAACCCUGACGGUGAAGGACACAGGGAGAGCGGGAUAGAACUGCAAGGCAUGGUUCGGGAAGAGAAGCAGAAAGUGUUCUUCGUCAGCCCAACAGCACCAGGGAGGAGAGUUGGGGAGGCCAGAAGCUCCAGUCUCCCAUGCACAGAUGUGACGGCAGGACCUAGUGGAAGGAAUACCAGGGAUGGCGGGAUGCUAGAUCUGCCACCCCUCCAGCUGGAGGACCUGGUUCAGAGGCAGGUCGACCGGCGCUACAGAACCACAGAGCAGGGUCACGGCAGGUCUAACAUGGUGGAUGCCAGCAUGGCCACCUGCUUCCGCCUCUCCAGGGACAAGAAGGUGGCUAAGUGCCUGGCGGUGAUCGUAUGCGUGUUUGGGCUGUGCUGGGCACCCUACACCCUACUGAUGAUCAUCAGGGCAGCAUGCCAUGGUCAGUGUGUCCAGCACUAUAUGUAUGAGAUCUCCUUCUGGCUGCUGUGGAUCAAUUCCUCCAUUAACCCAGUACUCUACCCUCUCUGUCACACCAGCUUUAAGAGGGCCUUCAUUAAACUGCUGUGCCCUUCUAAGAUCAAGAUACAGCCCCAACACAUGGAACACAAGUGCUGAAGUGCAUUCUGAAGGGCAUUUACUGCAUAUCCGCGGUCAUUUAUCGAUUACGCAUUGAACGGAUGAUGAUAGGAAUGACAUCUUUCUCACUUCUCUCACUUGCUAGAGGGAAUGUGUUCUUGAAAUUGUGUGGAAAGAAGAAAUGAGACUCAUAGCGCUUGAACUGGCAAAUACCACCCUGAGCAGUGUCGUGAAGUGAGAACAAUACAAACUGCUGCGCUUCCAUUUGCGAGAACAUUCUGUGGGAGAAUGUGUUCAAGUGCAGGUGGGAAGAGUUUUACUUAUUUGGAGAUUAAUUGUUAAGAACUAGCCUAAUUGUGUCCCCCUGUCACCUCCGUUAGAUGUUCUGCUUGGUUUUGUGCCUCUACCCAGUGAGCAGUUUAUGGAUAAUUAUGUAUUAAAAUUUUGUAUUAUGUUUUCAAUGGUCCUGUACCCAAGUCUCUUGACAGUGGUGUGUAGUUGGAAUCUUGUCAUGGUCAAGUAAGCCAUUUAUGUAAUAAACCUUUUCAAGAACAAAUAAAGCCAGACUUCCUCUCUGAACUCACCUGCUUCUAAUGCAAUGAGUUGCCUUUGAUCCACACCUGAACAAAAAGACCCUAAUUUAAUUGGAACCAG
This is a messenger RNA of Anguilla anguilla (European eel), 1985 nucleotides long. RefSeq names its product histamine H3 receptor-like. Lineage: Eukaryota; Metazoa; Chordata; Actinopteri; Anguilliformes; Anguillidae. Gene Ontology annotation, molecular function: histamine receptor activity. Gene Ontology annotation, biological process: adenylate cyclase-activating adrenergic receptor signaling pathway. Gene Ontology annotation, cellular component: membrane. The transcript is spliced from 3 exons. The coding region runs from base 75 to 1370 and encodes 431 amino acids. The record is from RefSeq and is a predicted model, not a curated record.